GCAUUUUGACUUUGACAGUUCCUGGGAAUUUUGUGAGGUUACGUGUUUGCUUUUGUUUAUUUUUGAUGAAAAUGGUUAAUUAUUGCUUUGUGUUUAAUUGCAAAAACAAUACUAAAAAUAGUAAAAGAUUGAGUUUUUUUUCUAUUCCCUCCGACACUAAAAGUCAAAUGAUUUGGUUGCCAUUAAUUGGGAGAGAAGAGUGGAUCCUAAGAGAUCCAAAAGCAGUGACUUCAAAACGGGUCUGUAGUGUUCAUUUCUCUCCAAAUCUUAUUUCUGGAAUAAGAUUAAAGAAAAAUGCAGUGCCAGAUAUAUUCGAUGAUGGUGUAGGUUUUAGAGGAGUUAAUGUGAAUGUUUCAACAUCGGCAGGCAGUAGUGUGUCUAGGGAAGUAUUGAAAGAGGCAAUACAAGACAAUAUUGAAAAUGUAUCUGCAAAUAUUCCUGAUCCAGGUACAUCAGAAACAGUUGUGAAGAGAACUACUUCAGAAUCAACUCCAAGAAAAGUGGCUCUUCAAAAUGAGGUUCAAAGACGACUGUCUACAGUCUCAUUAAAAGAUGUAGAUCAAGAACUAGGAAGAGAGAGCCAUGAAAUUGAAGCUGUUCCUGAAAAAUAUCAAGAAAUUUGUCGGACCUGCCUUAAUAAAAAUGGAUUAUUAAAUUUGUUUGAAAAUAAGCACAAUGAAUUACUGUUCAGCGAUCUCUUUACCAUGUUUUCACUGCUUGAAUUGGAUUCAACUGAUGAGCUACCAAAAAAAAUAUGUGAUACGUGUGCUGAAAUUGUAAUACAAUUUUACAUGUUCAAAGAACGUAUCCACCAAUCUCAAAUUAUUUUGCAAGAUGUUUUAAAUAAAAACUCCAUCCCUGCAAAUGAAGAAGAAGUAACAGAAGAGAAUGCUGAUGAUCAAAAUGAUGAUACAGACUUGGAUACAAACGAAAUUAAAUCUAAUUAUUAUUGUAAUGAUAAUUCGGAUUCGGACUGUGAUUCUGAUAAAAGUGAAGUAAAAUUAUAUGACCCUAGUAGUAAUGAAAUAACGUGCACUUUCUGCAACUUAAAAUUUAAUUCAUAUGCUAAUUAUUUAACGCACAGAAGAAAAGAAGCAGAGUUAAGACGAAAAAAGGAACCUUGUGUUAUAUGUAAUAAAGUAAUCAGCACUUAUAAACUUAAAGAUCAUUUAAAUUCGCACACUAAAGAAGCACCUUAUGAAUGCGAAGAAUGCGGAGAAAAAUACAGAUUCAGAUCAAGUUUAUACCGUCACAAAUUUGUUCAUAAAGAAAAGAAACCUCAUGUAUGCCACAUAUGUGGUAAAGGCUUCAUCCAAGCUCCGACAUUAACAGAUCACAUACGAACACACUACAGCGAGAAAUCUUUUAUAUGUAAUAUAUGUGGAAAAACUUUUAUAACAAAACAUGCUUUAACCAACCAUAUUUACAUGCACAAAAGUGAUAAGUUGGCUGAUUUGAAUGACUUAACUUGCAAAAAUUGCGACAAAAUGUUUACCGCCGCACACACUUUUAACCGUCACAUGCUUACUCAUUGCGAUAAAACAUUUCUAUGUAGUCAAUGCGGAAAAAAAUUUGCGACGAAGUCCCUUUUGAAGCAACACCAAAAGCUGCAUUCCGAAAUUAAACCUUACAUUUGUGAUAUCUGUAAUAAAAGUUUCGCACAGAAAAAUAGCUUGUUGAAGCAUACUCGUACACAUAGCGGAGAAAAGUCGCAUGUAUGUGUUAUUUGUGACAAAACUUUUUCACAAAAAGGCCAUUUGACGUAUCAUAUAAGAACCCAUAGUGGCGAAAAACCUUAUAAUUGUAGCUACUGUGAUAAGGCAUUCAGUCAUUCUGGAUCCUACAAAGUUCACCUACGAAUCCACACAGGUGACAGACCUUAUAUUUGUGAUGUGUGUGACAAAGGAUUUUAUGAUUCAAGCAGUAUGAAAAAACAUCGUAAAAUACACGAAAGCAGUAUAAGUAACAACUCUUAUAACAAAACGACUAAUUAAAAUUAUACUAGAAAUGUAUCUGUACUUA
Molecule: messenger RNA, 2022 nt
Organism: Psylliodes chrysocephalus
Lineage: Eukaryota; Metazoa; Arthropoda; Insecta; Coleoptera; Chrysomelidae
Source: the annotation of a GenBank genome assembly